GGGCAGGUAGGGUAUGUUCGUACGAGGUUUUCUACCUAUUGCUUACUAUUUCGUUUUUCUCGCCCGCAAACUCUGAAAGAUAUUGACGAGUAGAGAGGGUUUGAGGGGGAUGACGGGAGUCCAACCUUGUCGUUCCUCUCCGCAAUCCCUUCUUUCCAUGCGUACCUACUCCAAGUCGUUGGCGCAAUAUAGUAGGGCGGAAAUCGAGAUGCUAUAUUCUUUUCGUACGUCAACCCUUUCGCAUCCCAACCACACUCCCCCCUCCUCGCUAAUCGCUAAGCUGGGGGCGAAGAGGCGCAGUCAGGGCCUUCUCUCUUAGCUCUCCCUGGGUGCUGGUGCGUGCGUUGCGAUCCGAGACUGGGGUCUGGGGUGAAAGGCGUGGAGCGUCUGGGGGGGGGAAGAGGCUGGGGAGAUGAGGCGUGGAAACGGCAAUGUAAGCUUACACAUGCAUACAUAUCGUAUUGUUCCCUUUCCUGGGGUAUGGAUUCUUUUCGGUCUUGGUCAUCACAGUGCU
This is a messenger RNA of Bipolaris sorokiniana ND90Pr, 514 nucleotides long. RefSeq lists its product as uncharacterized. Bases 158 to 319 code for a protein of 53 amino acids. NCBI's taxonomy places the organism in Eukaryota, Fungi, Ascomycota, Dothideomycetes, Pleosporales, Pleosporaceae. The transcript has 2 exons. The record is from RefSeq and is a predicted model, not a curated record.